Molecule: messenger RNA, 2739 nt
Organism: Eleginops maclovinus (Patagonian blennie)
Lineage: Eukaryota; Metazoa; Chordata; Actinopteri; Perciformes; Eleginopidae
Exons: 4
Coding region: 134-2596 (820 amino acids)
Source: RefSeq, a predicted model, not a curated record
UUCAGUUUUGACAUUUGUUAAGUAUGUUUUUUGAUUGAAACAGCACUGAAACUAUCUGCUAGCGUGUCACAAGUUUACGGAUAAAUAACAAACAAUUUAAAUGAUUCAACCUUGCUUCUAGUGUCUGUCAGAAAUGGCAGCAGCCACAGCUACCUACCAACAAGCUUACGGCCUUGACCCCCGAGGUCCUGACCCGUCAUAUGGCGCUCAACAGGCCCAGGGACCCCACCAGCCGGCUCCAGGGCCUUCGAGAGCUCCACGUCCUGAGGAGCAGCACCAGCAGCAGCAGCACCACAAGCCUUACUUCUACGUCCAGCCCUCGCAGCCAUACAUGCCCAUGCAGUGGCCUGUACCUGUGCCCAUGCCUGUGUCCUACAACCCAUACUAUGGCUACCCUGGUUUAGGGUACAGCAUGCCAGUGAUGCCCCACUAUCAGCCAAGUCCUUUUGUGGAGCCACCUACCUUUGUUCUACCCCAUACCAACCUCCACUUGAUGGACUACCGACGCAUGCUCAACCCUCAGUACUACCAGACCAUGGCCUACCACUCCCGUAGGUUCCGCUACCAGCACAACAGCCAGACCAGAGAAAUGACCAGCUCUGAAGUUCAGACUGAGCCACUGUCUGCUACCCAGAGGACCAGCACGCCAGGAUCCAGCAACACGGAGACCACUGGUGGCCUCCAAGCCCGCAGCAGCGACAGCAGGACAAGUGUACCCAUCAAACAGCCGCCUUCACUAGUCGUGGCUGUGCAGAAGAGGGAUUGUUCUCUGGAGCUUAAGGAUAAGGCACCCUCUACCACCACCAGGUCGCCACCGAAUGGCAGCUUUGUGUUUCAGACAGAGGAGGUGAGGAUUGAAUGCUGCACCACGCCGGUGGGACUACAACUCCUGCACUCUCAUGAGACGGCAGAAGUAUCCCACAACUUUUCCGAAGACGUAGUCCAGUGCAGUAGCUCCCUCCUCCAGGGCCGUGUGCUGCAGAACGAGGUACCGCCUCUUCUUGCAGACCAAUCGGAGCAGGCUGUCCAAGUUUGUCCUGACAUCUCAUUAGUCGCUACGCCUAAGAGCAGGGAGGAAAUACCUGCUUUGGAGGAGUCCAGGAACCAGACAGACUCUGUGACCGUCUCCUCUGACUCCAGCAGUGACAGUGAUCAGAGUACAACGUCUGAUAACUUCCACUAUAAAGUUGUUCACCUGCCCUUAAACCCAAAAUACCUGGAUGAGCUGUGGAGGAUGGAAUCCACUGUAUGGUCAAAAGAGGACACUGUGAUUCCCUCACCUGAAUCUCUAAUGCAAAAUAGCCGCGCAGAGUCUCUUGAUGAAACCCUGGUUUGUGAAGCUGAAGUGCCUUCCGCCGACUUGCUGACUGUUAGGGAGAAGGCUCCUACAGAAGAGGUCGUCCCUGAGAUUGAGAUGCCUCCUCUGGCAGAGGAUGAAGAGGAGGAAAUGUACCCCACUGUGGAGGAUCCUGGGGAUGAGAUGUGGACUACGAUGAAUAUUCCUACCACAGAGGAAGAUCUUAUCACACACACAGUGCCAUUGUUGGAUAAUUCCCCUCUUAAGGCAGAUAACAUCAAACCUAGGCGAGAAACGAACGCUCACGAUCACCAGGAUACUUCCUUUGAAUCAUUGCCUGCCUAUCUCCCCUCUACCAGCUGGCUUGCUGACUUUGAUAAUGUUGACUAUUGUGUCAAAAUCCCUCCACCUCCAAAGAAACAGGACAGACCACUGAGCAGCCGUGGCUUCGAUGUGCCUAGCAGAAGAAGAAAACUAGACCUAGGGUACAAAGAACAACCUACCUUUCGAAAGCCAAAAGAGAGGUUCAAACCCAAAGGGAAGGUGGAUCGGAGAAGCUUCUCUGACCAUGAAUGCUGCCUUAGCAGCAAUUUCAAUGAGAAUGCAUUUACACCUUAUGCGUCCAAGAGGGAGCGACUUUGCUCAAGAUGUGUAGUAAAGAGCAGGACUGCUGGUCCAGGACUCGAUGGUCACACCUUCAAAAGAAAAGCUGCUCUUUUCCAACAGUGGAAUGACGCACUCCUGCCAACAUGUGAAGCCUGCAAAUCUCAACCCAUGCAACCGCUGGUACGAAAAGGUUCUGGCCUUGAUGUCUGUGGCCCUCAUCAUGGACACUACAGUGAGGGAGAAUCUUCUGAGAACAGCUCGUGUCGCUUCCGCUCAAAAUGGAGGCCGGCGGAUCCUCCCAGGAAGCUCAAUGAUCUCAAGAGGCCGCUGGCUUCAAAGCAAAAUGUUGAGAGAUGUCCUGCAGCGAUGGACCCAAACCUGAAGGAAAAGAACUGUGUGUGCAAUGAGCCGCAGCACCAGUCUACUGCAUGGGAGAGGCUGCACCACUGUCCCCACGGCAACGCCAUCCAGGAAAUGGAUGAGAACUGUGCAAUGCCGGUUUCCCUCCAGGACAAAUGGAGGAUAAUGGAUCAGACUUACCUGACACACAGGUGGCAAACUGAUAAUGCUUGGAAACCAGUGCUGCCAAACGCUGACAUUGACCGCUUCAAGAAUGAAGCCAGAUCACCAUAUUUUAAUAGACACAAGAAAUCACAAUCACAAGGAAAUUGUAGAAAAGACACAAGAUGCUGAUUUGCACGAGAGCACUAUUGAACAGUGAAAAACCCACUUUUUAAAAAGUGUCACUUAAAUUAUUCCCACUUGAAUGAAUUGUAUAUAAGUCAAAAUGUUCACUAUUUAUUAUAAUUUAAAUAAACACAACUUUUUGAUUCUAA